AUGAUAAUCGGGAAAUAUAGACUUUUUCGUACCAUUGGUGAUGGAUCUUUUGCCACAGUCAAACUAGGUUUUGAUGUGUUCACAAAAGAGCAGGUUGCAGUCAAGAUUAUCAACAAAUGCAUGAUUAAAACUGAAGUCGAUAUGAAUUUACUAAUGCAGGAGGUAGAAGUUAUGAGGAAACUUGAUCAUCCUGGUAUAGUUAAAUUCUAUGACUUUUUAGAAGACGAUGCUGCUUAUUACUUAAUUAUCGAGUAUUGCGGUGGUGGAGAGCUUUUCGAUUUCAUUAUCUCUCGCCAACGCGUCGAAGAAAUCCUUGCAAAAAGAUUAUUCAAACAAAUUCUCCUCGCAGUUAAUUAUAUUCAUUCGCAAAAUAUAGUUCAUAGAGAUUUAAAGCCAGAAAAUCUUUUAUUAACAGAAAACAAUACUGUAAAACUUAUAGACUUUGGAUUAUGUUCUAUUAAUGCAGAUAAGCCCAUGACAAAUAGAUGUGGAUCAGCAUGUUACAUAGCUCCUGAAGCCCUUACGCAGCAAUCAUACAUGGGUCAACCUGCUGAUGUGUGGGCUCUCGGAGUUAUAUUAUAUGCCCUCGUUGAUGGUUCUUUACCUUGGAAUUACGAAGAUCCUGAUAAAAUGUACAAGCAAAUUACUACAGGAUCUUUUGCACCUCCUAAAGAACUUUCUCCUGAAUGUCUUGAUCUUAUUCAGAGAAUUUUUAAUCCAAACCCUGACGAAAGACUGACAAUCCAGCAAAUAUUAGCCCAUCCAUGGUUUUACGGCGUCGGAAAUGUGUUCCCAAUUCCGAAACCUCAGUCAAAAGCCCCAGAAUUUCAUCUUUCGCUUUCAAUGGGUGGCUUCUCAUCGAACAAUUUAAUGAAACCUGUUGGUCCUAAGAACGAUUUGAAAGGCCAACAACCUCUCGAAACGAUUUACGAAGAUGAAGCGCCGGCGCCUCCUCUUAAGAGCAGAUUUAAAGAUAUGCCCGCUCCCAGAUCGAAACCGGUUCAGCCGCGAUCAAUAUCAUUGGGUCUUGGCGAAAUAUCGGAUCCAAUGUCGAAUCCCGACGACGGAGCAAAUACUCAUAGAGGAGCGAUUUUAUCUCAAACAAUUUCACACAGAGAUCCAAACGGCGUUGCUAACAAACUUGAAAAUACAUUAUUAUCACUUGCAAUUCAAUAUACAAGAACUUCAGACUUAGAAUUUAAUAUAUACGCAGGAGAUCUACAAAUUGUCGCAGAAGUUUGUCGCUUAUACGGCUUUAGGAACGUUUACGUUGUUUCCUUUAGUAGACUUCGCGGAGAUUCUUGGUCUUAUACACAGUUUGUUCAAGCAAUCUUGAAUGCUUUCAAAGAUAUGUAA
This is a messenger RNA of Trichomonas vaginalis G3, 1356 nucleotides long. RefSeq names its product protein serine/threonine kinase protein. The transcript has a single exon. NCBI's taxonomy places the organism in Eukaryota, Parabasalia, Trichomonadida, Trichomonadidae. Gene Ontology annotation, cellular component: cytoplasm. Gene Ontology annotation, biological process: intracellular signal transduction; protein phosphorylation. The record is from RefSeq and is a predicted model, not a curated record. The coding region runs from base 1 to 1356 and encodes 451 amino acids. Gene Ontology annotation, molecular function: protein serine/threonine kinase activity; ATP binding.